Clupea harengus (Atlantic herring) is the source of this 3445-nucleotide messenger RNA. RefSeq names its product protein Ycf2-like (gene jcada). The coding region runs from base 23 to 2008 and encodes 661 amino acids. Gene Ontology annotation, biological process: positive regulation of blood vessel endothelial cell proliferation involved in sprouting angiogenesis. The record is from RefSeq and is a predicted model, not a curated record. The transcript has 2 exons. Gene Ontology annotation, cellular component: adherens junction; ruffle membrane. NCBI's taxonomy places the organism in Eukaryota, Metazoa, Chordata, Actinopteri, Clupeiformes, Clupeidae.
GCUCAAAGAGGAGGUGGACAAAAUGGACAUUAGCCCCGUCAUUGACGACUGGGGCCUCUCAGAGUUGGUGCCUAUUUACAGGCGAACGAGGAGCUCCCCCUGCUGGUCAGAAGGCCAGGCUUCAGCGGACAGGCUACAGAGGGAGGAGCUCAAUGAUAGGCAGGAGAACUCAGGAAUCCUGGAGCAGCCUCUCAGUAGCCCCAGCAUAGUGGAGAGGCAGGACAUCCCCGUUCCUCAAGAGUCCCUGCUGAGGGAUGUAGGGCUUACAGUCUACACCCCUCACCCCCAAAAGGGGGCGCCAGAGGAGUCCUUUUCAUCUCUCACACUGACUGCAGACACUCAGCCUGCCAGAGAACGGCAGUCAGACAAGCCCCUCUCCCAAGAUCCACCCUGGGCCUCGGAGGUGCCAAACCCUGAGGCAAGGGACGCUCCUAACUUUGAGAGAACGCACGCCACCAUAACAGCGAGGCGCCAGCGGUUCCGCUUCAGCUCAGAGGGAUCGGCCUUCCUGACAGAGGGCCCAAUCGCCUUCUCUCCCAACGGCCACGACGAGGAGGACGAGGUCCUGGAGGCCCUGCUGAGCAGGGUGAAGAAGCGGCCGCCCAGCGAGGACCUGAGUCCACUGUACCAGGUGCAGAGCGCCAGUGGCAUACCACAGAACGAGUCCAUCGAGGAGCGUGCCGCCAGGAUACUGGGCAUUUGCGUGCCAGCCGAUUCCCUGGUGUUGAUGGGUCAGAGCAAGGAGGAGACGUCGGAUGACCCACCAUCGGCCAAUCAGAAUGAGGUGUUGCAAGUGGCUGAACUGGUGUCGACCAAUCAGGAUGAAGGAGAACAAGAAGAGGACCUGGUGUUAGCCAAUGCAGAGAAGCCAGAUGGCACAGAGAAAGAAGAGGAAGCAGAUGAGAGAGAGGAAGACGGGGAAGAAGAGAAAGGAGAGACACAAGGAGAAGUGGAGGAGGAAGAAAAAACAGCAGCUGUAGGAGAGACAGCAGUCCCAAGAGAAACAACAGAGGAAGGAGAGCCGAAUGUCAGAGAGGGAGUAACAACAGAGAAAUGGGAGAUAACUGAAGGAGAAUCAGUGACAGCAGAAGAGACAACAGAAACAGUGACAGCAGAAGAGACAACAGAACCAGUGACAGCAGAAGAGACAACAGAAUCAGUGACAGCAGAAGAGACAACAGAACCAGAAGAAUCCAUGGCAAUAAGACAGGAAGAGACGGGUGUCACAGGAGAGACAGCAGCCAGCGAGGAGGAGACAGUAGAGCUGUCAGUCAGCGAUGACAGAACAGGAGAGGAAGAAGAGUUAGCGGCUGCUAGAGGUGACGUCAUAGAAGAGGAGGUAGCAGGAAGUGAGGUAGAGAUAUCAGGAAGUGUAGUAGUGAGUGCAGAGGUUGUAGAGGCAGGAGAGGAUAUCCCAGAUGACGAAAUCCAGCAGGUCAGCGGAGAGUUAGCGGAGCCGCAGCUGGCACGGUGCCUAGAGGAGGAGCUCAUAGAGGAGGCAUCAGGCAGUCCAGAUAGCUGCGUCGCCAUGGCGACACUCGAGAUGCCCGAGAUCCUCUCCAUAGUGGAGGAGGAGGAGGACGAGGACGCAGAGCUGGGGAUGUAUGGCACGGAUAGGAGGAUUGACUGUUUGCAGGAACGAACGGAAGCAUUAUCGUACACGCCUUUGUACCUCACGCUCGGCCACACGGAAAGGAAGGCAGGAGUAGAUGAGGAGGUGCAACUGGAAGAAGAAGAAGCGAUCGAGGAUGUGAGAGGGGCAGAGGAGGAGCGACAGAUUAAGGAAGAUGGAGAGGAAGAACAUGCACCAGAAAAAGAGAUGCGACCCAUGCCCCUCCCCCGCAGUACAGUGGUCAAGCGGGAGAUCUGCCUCCCUCUGGAAGCCCUGGAGGACCCCGACACGUAUCCGACCCCAGAGGAGAUCUGCCUUCCUCUGGAAGCCCUGGAGGACCCCGACACGUAUCCCACCUCAGAUUCCUAUGAUCCCAGUCGAGUGGAGAGGGUGUAGCUAUGACAACUCAGACUUCCUCUUCGUCACUGUGACCCAGCCCCACCCCACCCGCCCCAACGCUUCUUUAUGACCAGCAACAUUCACCUCUCUCUUCAUCGCUGUGUGUCUGUGUGUGUGUGUGUAAGAAAGAGAGAGGGCGAGAGAUAGAAGAAAGUAAUUUGAAUGUAUGGCAGACACAUAUGAGUUUCUUUAGAACAUAUCAGUUGGAGAAACAUUGCUUUUUUUUGUAUGAAGCCAUGUGGAGCUGUGUGUGUGUGUGUGUGUGUGUGUGUGGUAGGCAGGCAGGCAGGCAGGCAGAGGCCACAUGUGUGAUCUACAGUUCUGAGGUUUAAUGGCUUUCACAGACACAGCGUCAUGCACACAGAGUAAUACACAUUCAUGGACGUUUACUGCAAUAAUGCACACACUCAAUUCUCCAGAGCAAUAUACACACACACACACACACACACACACACACACACACACACAGACACACACACACACACACACACACACACACACACAAAGGCACUGCUCAUUCCAUGUUCACCAAAUAUAUUGCUUUCUGCAGAGCAAUACAAACAGUGUCAAUCCUAAUGUACCUAGUGCCGGAGGUGAACAUAAGUAUUUUGUGUGUUGAAAUUGCAUUCUGGGGUGAGUUAAAAAUCCACGAGCCCCCGCCUCAGGUGCUGAUGCCCUAGGUCAUUGCCCCUGUCGCCUUCAGCAAGUAUUGGCACUUUUCAGUAGCUUCAAUUUCCCCCUUGAGUGAGGACAUUCAAAGCAAUACACACUCACACCUCUACACACAGUUCCAGGCGUAUGAAAGCUGAAUGACUAUUCACCAAUGUAAACAUGCUACACACAGACACACACACACACACACACACGCACGCACACACGCACUCCACGUAUAUACACACCAGAAAUGUAUUUAUUAUGAAGCAAUCCUCAUAUUGUACAAAGCAAAGUAGCUUUAUUUUUUAAAGUAUUUUAUAUGUAGCCCUUAGGUCAGCUCGCUCUAGCUCACUUGCUGAAUAGCACACAUAAGUGGAUGUGGUGCAGAUGUGUGUGUGUGUGUGUGUGUGUGUGUGUGUGUGUAAGGUUGUUGUACACACAUGUAGCAGGUGUUUAUGUCCCUUUUGAAGGUCUGUGUCCGUGUCAGUCUCGAGUAGGUGUGUGUCUGUCUCCUGCACGUCCUCAGAUGUCUGUUUCACAUGACUUCAGCAGGUGUGUUUGUCUUGUCUUGGCAGCUUGUCUUGACUGUGUAAGUCUUUUUGGAAUGUCUGUCUGACUGUCUUUAACAGGUGUGUAUUGGUCUCAGCCAGAUGCGUCUGUCCUAGGCAGAGCUGAACAUAUUCAUUUGUGUGUGUGUUUGUGUGUGUGCAUGUGUCUUGGGGAGCUCUGUGUAUCUGCUGCAGUUAUGUGUCAAUCAGAGUGUGUGUGUGUGUGUGUGUG